AUGGCGGCCACGUACGACGUCAACUGCGAGCUGCGUGGGCACGAGGGCGCGGUGCGCUGCAUCGCGGCCCUCCCGAACGACCUCCUGGUGACCGGCGCCAUGGACUCCGUGGCGCGCGUGUGGCUGCGCGACUCCAGCUCCGCCGUCGGCGGCUUCGUGGCCAUGGAGAGUGCCACCAUCUUCGACCACGAGCACUGGGUCACGGCCAGCGUGGCGCUGGACGGCGGCGGCUUCGCCACGGGCAGCAUGGACAAGAACAUCCGGCUCUUCGACGCGCAGGGCCAGCGCUACGCGCUGCUGCGCGGCCACGAGGGCGGCGUCAUCUCGCUGACCACGUCGGCGGACGGGAAGCUGCUACUCUCGGGCAGCUGGGACGGCACGGCGCGCGUCUGGAGCCUCGAGACGCAGCAGUGUCUGCACGUGCUGAGCGGCCACGAGAACGGCGUGUGCGUGCUGGGCCUACCCGACGGCUCGCUGGUCACGGGCUCUACGGGGCAGCAGGUGGGCAACACUGUGGCGGACUUCAAGCUGCGGUUCUGGGCCAAAGAGACUUUCGCGCUGACCAAGACGCUGGCGGACCACCAAGGGCCCAUUCGGCAGCUGGUCCUGGUGCCCGAUAUCGGCUUCGUGAGCUGCUCCAACGACGGGUCUAUCAAGCUGCGGACGCUGGACGGAGCGGUGGUGGCCAGUAUGGAGCACCCGCUGAACGCGGAGGGCAAGCCGGGCUUUGUGUUGGGCGUGGCCGUGCUGAGCAACGGGUUCGUGGUGUCGGCCAGUGAGGACUGCACGGCGCGCGUGUGGUCACCUGAAGGAGCGCUGCUGCAGACGGUGGAGCACCCCGGAGGCCUGUGGUGUGUCACUGCACUGCCGAAUGGAGACUUUGCGACUGGAUGCGACGACAAGGUGGUACGCGUGUUCACGCAUGAUGCGGUGCGUGUGGACGCCGACGCGAUGGCGUCGUUCCAGGCAGCAGUGGAGGAGGCUCGGAUUGCGAAGACGCGCGGACCCAGUGGCGUGGAGAUCGAGGCCCUUCCUGACUACGACCAGCGUGCUAGUGUGAACGGAAACUCGGACGGCCAGGUUCAGAUGUUCCGACGCGACACGAAAGCGUGGGCUUGCCAAUGGAGUGGGCCUUCGAGAACUUGGAUUGAUAUUGGUGAGGUUACCGGUACUGGCGGCGGCAGUGUGGUGGACGGCGAGGCCUAUGAUAUGGUUAUCCCCGUUGAGGUUGAGCUGCCCGGCGGUCUCAAGAAGCUUGAGAUCGGCUACAACCAGGGCCAGAAUCCGUUCACGGUAGCGCAGGAGUUCAUCGACAAGCACAUGCUGGACCAGGCAUAUCUGCGUGAAAUUGCGGAUUACAUCACGCAGCGUGCUGGCGAGUAUCGCCCUCCUGUUUUGGGAAACAACGACGGCGUGAACUCGGCUCCUAGUGGCGGCGUUCAGAGUGAGCCUGUUGCCACUGGACCGCAAUGCAAAUACUUCCCAGUGUCCGGAUACAACACUUUUGAAACGAUUAAGAUCUCCAAACUCAUGAGCACGCUGCGUCAGUUUAAUGACAAGCUGAAGGAAUCAAACGAGACUGCAACUCUUUCCGACUCGCAGCUGAUUGCCCUGGAGCAGAUUGUACACACAGUGCAGGGCACCGCUUUUUACCACUCGAGCAAAUUUGCACCUCUUGAAGUUGCUACACUCAAGGGUGCACUUGACAAAUGGCCUGCAAAAUUCGCCUUCCCAGCUCUGGAUCUUCUCCGACUUGUGCUGGUGCAUCCUCAAGGCCCAAUUGCACUCGAAGCUGGCUUAGAUACACUUGUAAGCCAGGUUCUUAGCGUGGGACUGCACGCAGGUCCUGCGAAGGGUGAAGAUGCCAUUCCAGUAGCAACACGGAUGCUGUCGCUGCGUGUGCUCGCCAAUAUGUUCCUGCACGACGCUGCGCGCAUGGCCGUACUGGCUCACAAGACGGAGGUGCUGAGCAAGUUGCCGUCGUUCCAGGCAUUCCACCACAAGCUCGUGGCCCUUAGCCUUUCGACUGUGCUGCUGAACUUCGCGCGUGUACAGGCAGCCUCGCCCGGCUCCCUGACGCCUGAUGACCAAGUCGUCGUGGUCUCAUUGGCAGCAGACCUGCUCAACGGCUCGUACACUAUCCAGGAGUUGGGCGAAGACACGAUCCUGCGAUCACUCGUGGCUAUCGGCACGCUGGCGCUUAGUGGCGACGCAAAGGCCAAGGAAGCGGCGGGCAUCCAUGUAGCCAUCUUCACAGCGGCGAAGGCUGGCGAGGUCACUUCGCCAGCGGUACAAGAAUGCCUGGCAGAGCUGCAGCAGCUCCUAGGCUAA
Molecule: messenger RNA, 2331 nt
Organism: Phytophthora sojae
Lineage: Eukaryota; Oomycota; Peronosporomycetes; Peronosporales; Peronosporaceae
Exons: 7
Coding region: 1-2331 (776 amino acids)
Biological process (GO): proteasome-mediated ubiquitin-dependent protein catabolic process; ubiquitin recycling
Cellular component (GO): nucleus; cytoplasm
Molecular function (GO): ubiquitin binding
Source: RefSeq, a predicted model, not a curated record